Messenger RNA from Perkinsus marinus ATCC 50983, 505 nucleotides. RefSeq lists its product as hypothetical. Lineage: Eukaryota; Perkinsozoa; Perkinsida; Perkinsidae. The record is from RefSeq and is a predicted model, not a curated record. The annotation marks the transcript as partial. The transcript is spliced from 6 exons.
CAAGUGUAAAGGGCCUUUGAGAAGUGAUAUCACUGGUCUGAAAAGAUGUGGUCACCUCUUCCAUGCGAGAUGUGCAUCUUCUAUACACGAUCGGUGUCCAAAAUGCAACAAACCCGUGAAGGAUGUCGAGGCCGACUACCUCAGUUUCUAUAUAACUUUCGGCCAACCCGAUUCGACGGCCGACAUCGCAUCUUCCCAAGAUGAGGAGGGGGAGCUCCGGCAAAGGGCGCUUGAGGCGUAUGCGAGGAGAAAACAAGUGAAAUCAGAUAAACAGAGUCUGGUCGCUAAACUUCGCGGAUUGGAACAGAAGAAUGCUCAGCUGCAAGAUGAACUAACACGAACGGUAACAGAGUGUUCGAGGAUAGAGAAAGAGCACGCUCGGGACGAGGCAAAGUUGGCUGAUACUGCCCGGACGAUAUCAAAGAGCAUCGAACGAACCACAGGCGCUGCGAAGUUGAUCGAGAGUCUCGAAUGUCAGAGGAUCGUACAGGAAGCUUGGAAACAG